GCGCGAGCGAGCUAGUGGACUUCUGAUGCUGCGCGAGACUGGCGAAAGAAGAGUGAACACGAAACAUCACAAGUCGCGGGGAAAGUUGUUUUUGUACCCACACCGGUUAUUAAAUUGUGGCUUAAAAGCAGAGGAAUGGAUUUGAGGACGUGCUGCUUUUGUUUAAUCAAUUUUAUUCUCCUCGCAGGCCCAGCCUGUGGACUACAGAUCACUUCCACUAGCCCCACGUCCAUUGAGAAAGCCAGUGGCGAGACUGUGAAGCUGGACUGUCAGUUUACUCUCGCUGCUGAGGAUUCUGGGCCUUUGGACAUUGAGUGGAGCCUGCAGCCUUCUGACAACCAGAAAGAAGAGAAAGUGGUGAUUGUGUACUCGGGUGACAGGGCUUUUGAACACUACUAUGACCCUCUUAAAGGAAGAGUUCACUUCAACUCCCCUGACCCUAAAAACGGUGAUGCCUCCAUGAACAUCAUGGGCCUGAAAGCCACAGACACGGGAACCUAUCAGUGCAAGGUGAAGAAGGUUCCUGGUAUCAGCAGCAGGAAAUUCCUCUUAACUGUCAUGGUGCGCCCCUCUAAGCCCAGAUGUUAUGCUGAAGGUCAGACUUAUGCAGGGAAAGAUAUGGUGUUGAGGUGUAGUUCUGUGGAGGGCACACAACCACUGCAGUACAUUUGGGAAAGAACCACAGGCAAUAAACUGCUACCGCCCCUGGCAGUGCUGGAUCCGGUCGGAGGCACCAUGAGUCUGAGGAACGCGACUGAGGCAGCUUCAGGAACAUACAAAUGCAUCGCUAAAAACCGUGUUGGAACAGAAGAGUGUUUGGUGGAGGUCAAUGUCACACAACCCCCUAACACAGCCGGCGUCAUCGCAGGUGUCGUUAUCUGCAUUCUGCUGGUUCUCAUUCUUCUCGCCCUCCUCCUCUUCUGCUGCUGCCGUGCUCGCAACAAGAAGAAGUACGAGAAGGAGAUAGCCUAUGAGAUCAGAGAGGAUGUCCCCCCUCCAAAGAGUCGUGUUUCCACUGCACGCAGUUUUACUAGUGUGGGCAGCCAGCGCUCCUCUCUGGGCUCCAUGUCACCCUCCAACCUGCACGAGUACAGCAAGCCCCAGUACGACAAGAUACCCUCUGAAGAGUACGAGAGGCCCCCUAGUCAUGCCCCUAUUGCCCCACCCAGCAGAAUGGCCGGGCCCAACCUCAGCCGCAUGGGAGCCAUCCCUGUGAUGGUCCCUGCCCAGAACAGGGAUGGGUCCAUUGUGUAAAGCUGAACUGGGAUCAUUCUCGACACAAUUUAGACUGUCACUAUUCUAUUCAUUGUUCUCGCGGAAAAUGUGAAGGAGCAAAUGAAGGUUUCUGCAGAGAGUCGAACUCAGCCGUACCAUCGCUGAUAAUACAAUCUGACUCAAAGAAGUUCAACAAACAAUAACAAAAAACUUUAUUCAAUAGGAUGCGGAUAGGUGACUGAUUCACCUGCUCCUGUUUUGUAAAUAAUGCAACGCAUGUUGUUCUUUUUUUUCAUUUUUUUCUUUUUAAAAAUAGAAGUCCCUAUCUAAAUAUAAGGCACUUGAAUUGUUUGCCUAUUAAGUGUUCUCCAGAGAUUAAGUGAAACUCGUUGAACUAAAUCAAAUGUAUGUAGUACAAACCAUAGUUCCUGGCUUUAGAUGAAAACUCCCAAGCUAUUUGUUACUCUUUUUUUUGCUUUUUUAUUUUUAUCAGUUUGAAACAUUUUCAGGCAACUUUCAAACAUUUAUCUAUGACAAUUAUUAUCUCUAGCUAUGCUACAAAAGCCUGGUAAAGAUUUACUCAAAGGUCUGUGGAAAAUAUGUGGGUUGGCUUUGGUUUCUGGAUAAGAAUAUAAGAUUAAAAAGCGUUUGAUAAAGGCGUUUGUUUGGAUUGAAAAUGAUUUACAUGUAAUAUGUAUAUAUGAACAUGAAAUUGAUCUGACAAUGAGCCAAUACUGUGAUUUCUUAAACUGCUUUAAUUUUUAUGGACCAUUUGGCAAUUGUAUACCCCCAUCGGUACGUGCAAUUAGUGGUUAGUUUAAGUCUCUGAUUGGUUGUUUAUGCUUUGAUUGGCUCACGACACCCAGACCUCUACUUCCCCCAAACCUUCAGCGUCGUGGUAGUCAUCAAAAUUAAUAAGAUUAAAAGAUGCUCAAGCUGGGUGGUAAAAUAUGGUUCACUGAGCAAUCAAGCAAGUUUGAAGGCCCUCUGCCCCAGCCAGGCCAGAAAAGCUGAUCACAGACGUCUCGGAGAUGUUAAUCCUAAACCUGCAACUGGCCCGGCUCAACUCGUCCCUCUUUAAAGCUGAUUUUCAAUUCGACGUGUUACUUUAGUUCGUAAUUGAUUUAUUACAUGAAAGACAUUUUACUGAAGGAUUUGUUGACAAAUUGAAGGAAACCAAUUAAGCAGAAGACUGUCUAUAGAUUUUUAAGAGACUUGAAUGUUUAUGAAUAGCGUAUUGAUUAGGAUUACUCUUCACCGUAUUCAUCACAGUGAGUGUCACCAGUCUUUCGUAUUGUUUGGGUUACUGUAGAUUUCAUCCCACAGGGUCACCCUAAUGUUCACUCUGUGCCUUUUUUAACUUUGGGUGUAAUGAACUGGUGGCACUGGCGGGGUUCAUUUCAGCAAUGUAAGGUAAAUUACAAAACAAUCAUCAUUUAAAGUAUAUUUUGAUUAAGGUUGUAAUGCAAAAUUUAAUGUUGCCUGUUUCUGUGAUACGAAUAUUAGUCAAUAUAUUGCUAGAUUUACAAUAAACAGGUUUUUUUUUUUUUUUUUUUUUUUUUUUUGUCUCCUGAAUGCUGGAUUUGGUCUCAUGGAAGGGUAUUGUGUAUUCUGACAACAGUAUGCUGUCUCUCUGUCUGUCUGUCUGUUUCUGUUGUACACAAAUUGCAGCCUUUUCACAAUCUGCUUGUCUUUUGACCAGGUUUCCUGUUGAAUGUGUAAAUAUAUUUACUGUAAUGUUUGUCUUUACGUCUGUAAUAUGCUGUCGCUCUGGCUGUGAAUGAUGAAGGACAAGAGCACGAUCAGGCUAACCAUCUGGACAAGGUAUUAUUAACAUUUAUUACGCAUAUGUUGUCAUUACCCGAAAGCACACGCACUUGUGAUUUCCCUGGCUUUUAUUUAUUAAGCCUGUAAGAAUAGAGUUGCUGUUACAGGAUCAGUUCGGCUUGUUUAAACAUGGAGAGUAAUGCCAGUGUAAACACAGAAAUCUGAUCUUUGAUCAGCAACCCUUUAAUGCUAGCUGUGCGAAUCGACAUCCUUGAACUGAAUCAUCUGUUUUCUGCUUGGAUGGGGCCCGUUUGGUAUUUAAUUACAGUAGAGGUUAGGCUGGUUCUCUGUACAGUGCCAUUUAAAGAGAUAGAUGCUCUCCUUACUAAUAAGACACAACCAAUGAUUAUUAACUGUAGGUGUUUUCUUUUAAAAAAAAAACGUGUACUAAUAUUACAUUAACUUUUUUUCCCUUCCUAUUUGUUUGGUUUGCACAUCAUGUAAAAUCCUCAUUUUAUUUUUGUGUGCUUUUGUGAUGUAUUUUUGAAUAAAAAUGAAACCACUAUCGUUCUA
This is a messenger RNA of Puntigrus tetrazona (Sumatra barb), 3555 nucleotides long. It is a transcript of the gene cxadr, whose product is annotated as CXADR Ig-like cell adhesion molecule. Bases 136 to 1254 code for a protein of 372 amino acids. Gene Ontology annotation, biological process: homotypic cell-cell adhesion. Gene Ontology annotation, molecular function: cell adhesion molecule binding. The record is from RefSeq and is a predicted model, not a curated record. The transcript is spliced from 7 exons. Gene Ontology annotation, cellular component: intercalated disc; basolateral plasma membrane; bicellular tight junction. Lineage: Eukaryota; Metazoa; Chordata; Actinopteri; Cypriniformes; Cyprinidae.